ACGGCAACAGUGGUUGGAGAUGCCCAGCUUGUCAGAAUGCUUCUACGCAGGUUCCGAAAACUUACACCUGUUUCUGUGGUAAGGUGCACAAUCCUGAAUGGAAUAGAAAUGAAAUCCCGCAUAGCUGUGGGGAACUUUGUGGAAAGAAGAGACAGUGUGUGGACUGUCCGCAUCUUUGUAACAUUCUGUGCCAUCCAGGACCUUGUCCUUCGUGCCCAGCCUUUGUGACAAAAACAUGUGAAUGUAGACAAACAAGUCAUUCAGUUCGCUGCGGCCAAUCAACAAAAAUUCGUUGUUCUAAUGUGUGUGGAAACACUUUAAACUGUGGUAAGCACAGCUGCACUCAAGUCUGCCAUGCAGGAAAAUGUUCACCUUGCCAAUUAACAGUGCAGCAAGUGUGUUACUGUGGAAGCAACUUUAAAGAAGUAUUCUGUGGAACAAAGGAAGAAUUCUCUGAUGGAUUUGGGAAUUUCUCAUGUCAGAAUAUAUGUGGCAAAAAAUUAAACUGUGGGAGGCACAACUGUACUCAAGUAUGCCAUCCUCAGCCUUGCCAGCUCUGCCCACGGCUUCCACAAGUCGUGUAUCGCUGUCCGUGUGGUCAGACUCCUCUCAGCAAGUUACUGGAACUAGGAUGUGUUGAACGUAAAAUAUGCACAGACCCUAUCCCGUCAUGUGGAAAAACAUGUGGCAAACCUCUUUCCUGUGGCAGCUAUGAGUUCGUUCACACAUGUGAAAGCCUUUGCCAUGAAGGAGACUGUAGACCAUGUUCUCACACGUCAAAUAUUUAUUGUAGGUGUGGCUUCAAAAAGAAGGAAGUCCCAUGUGCUCUCCUGAGAAAUAAAGCUGCUAUUACAUUCAUGUGUGACAAGCGAUGCAACAAGAAAAGGUCGUGUGGACGACACAAGUGUAACGAAGUCUGCUGUGUGGACACAGAACAUAAGUGUUCUUUGGUUUGUGGUCGUAAACUCAACUGUGGGCUUCAUAGAUGUGAAGAACCCUGUCAUCGGGGAAGUUGUCAAACGUGCUGGCAAACAAGUUUUGAUGAGUUAACUUGCUACUGUGGUGAAUCUGUGAUUUACCCCCCAGUCCCCUGUGGCACUCAACCACCUGAGUGUAAAAAAACAUGCACCAGGCCACAUGACUGUGAUCAUCCAGUGUACCAUUCGUGUCACAGUGAGGAGAAAUGUCCACCCUGUACCUAUCUCACUCAGAAAUGGUGUAUGGGCAAGCAUGAACUGCGAAGUAAUAUUCCUUGUCAUCUCACUGACAUUUCCUGCGGACUUCGCUGCAAUCAAAUGUUGAAAUGUGGAAUGCACAAAUGUAAAAGAAUUUGUCAUAAAGGAGAAUGUCUUAUAGAUGAAGAGUGUAAACAACCAUGUGUUAUUCCAAGGCUGUAUUGUAAUCAUCCCUGUAUGGCGCCAUGUCAUCCUUCUUCACCCUGCCCAAACACAUCCUGCAGUGCAAAGGUUGAUCUUCAGUGUGAAUGUGGAAGAAGAAAGGAAAGCAUGAUUUGCUCAGAAGCAUCUAAUACAUAUCAAAGAAUAGCUGCUAUAUCUAUAGCCACCAAGUUAACAGAUCUACAGCUUGGGGAUUCAGUGGAAAUCAGUAGGCUUAUUACAAAAAAAGAAAUGAAGCAGGCCAGGUUGCAGUGUGAUGAAGAAUGCUUAGCUCUUCAGAGGAACAGGCGUCUUGCUGAGGCUCUUGAAAUAGAUGAUAAUUCUGAUCCUUUUAACGUCCGUUCUUCUGGACCAAAAUACAGUGACCUUUUAAAAGAAGAUGCAAGGAAGGAUUUAAAAUUUGUCAGUGACAUUGAGAAGGAAAUGAGAAUGCUUGUGGAAGCUGUGAAUAAGGGCAAGCAUACAAAGAAGAGCCAUUGUUACCCACCAAUGAACAGAGAUCACCGCAGAAUCAUCCAUGAAUUAGCUCAGGUUUACGGCAUUGAAAGUGUGAGCUACGACAACGAACCAAAGCGUAAUGUUGUUAUCACUGCAGUGAAAGGGAAAUCCAUCUGUCCAAGCAAUACCUUAACUUCUGUGCUAGAUAAAGAAAUGCAGAGCAGGCCUCCACCUCCUAUUCCUCAUUACAAACAAACAGAUAAGAGCAGUGGAAACAGCGGUUUAUCCAAACCGCUAAAAGAAGAGCCGGUAAUUGACUACUUUGAUGUCCAGGACUGAAGCGGUUGAUGUAGAA
This is a messenger RNA of Eurypyga helias (sunbittern), 2190 nucleotides long. RefSeq names its product nuclear transcription factor, X-box binding 1 (gene NFX1). Lineage: Eukaryota; Metazoa; Chordata; Aves; Eurypygiformes; Eurypygidae. The transcript has 21 exons. Gene Ontology annotation, biological process: negative regulation of transcription by RNA polymerase II. The annotation marks the transcript as partial. The record is from RefSeq and is a predicted model, not a curated record. Gene Ontology annotation, cellular component: nucleus. Gene Ontology annotation, molecular function: DNA-binding transcription factor activity, RNA polymerase II-specific; zinc ion binding; RNA polymerase II transcription regulatory region sequence-specific DNA binding.